CUGAUUAGCACCAGGCCCUCUAGCAGAGGUAGAGCUGCACGAAGUUCAGGAAACCUUCGACACCAACGUAUUGGGACCUUUGCGUCUGUCACAAGCCGUCUUCCCACACAUGGCUGCGAAGAAGAGCGGGACCAUCGUUAACAUAGGCUCCAUUAUGGGCGAUACGUCAGUACGCUAUUGCCUCCCUCGUCUACAUCUAACGCGAAACGCAUGCGCAGGCCAGCGCCUUGGGGUGGAGUGUACGGUGCGACAAAAGCCGCCCUUGUCCGUCUUUCUGAGGUGCUCUAUAUGGAAGCCGCACCGUUCAAUAUUCACGUCGUCCAUAUCUCCCCCGGCGGUGUCAAGACCAACAUCGCCGCCCACGCGUUCAACCAGCUCUCCCUCCGUGACGACAGCUUCUACAAGCCCUGGCUCGGCUCGAUGGCCAGAGCGAUCGAGAAGACGGACGGCCCCUUGUCCAUCACCCCAGAGCAGUUCGCGAAGAAGGUCGUGAAGCAGAUUUUGAAGCCGAGCCCACCGAGGUAUAUGACGCUAGGCGCGGGCGCGUGGCCUAGCGCGAUGAUACAGUGGCUACCGAGAGGUUUCUUGUGCUGGUUGAUGUGGACAUUGGUUGCGGGGGAUGGUUUAUCGGUUUUAUACGGAGUUCUCAUGCAGCUACGUCGUCUACUUGGACUGGGUUGAGCAUAGUAGCUCGCCUGGACCUCAUAACGAUGACAGCCAAUGUUCUUCUCCCCCGUCUACUGUACCACCUGCGUGACCUCGGGUCGGUGG
Fomitopsis serialis is the source of this 771-nucleotide messenger RNA. RefSeq lists its product as uncharacterized. The transcript has a single exon. The record is from RefSeq and is a predicted model, not a curated record. The coding region runs from base 211 to 681 and encodes 156 amino acids. Lineage: Eukaryota; Fungi; Basidiomycota; Agaricomycetes; Polyporales; Fomitopsidaceae.